GAGAUCGAAUGGAUUCCAAGAAGACGACGACGCAGAGCGAGCCGAACGAUGGGGUGCAGGCGCCGCAUCGUCCCGAGCUGCUCAUGGCCGCCCGCCACGGCGAUCGCGACCGGCUGAAACGUCUUCUUGGCACGGUGUCGCCGCCGGUGGCAUUGCCGGUUGGGGAGGUCGUCCUCCAUGUCGAGGACGUUGAAACCGUCGGUGUGGGUGUCGACGACGACGACGACGCCGAGCCUACAGCUGCGGUGGUAACAUCGGCGGAGGCGGUCACCGUCGCGCUGGACUCCGUCCUCCACGUGGUGGCGUCCAGCGGCGACGAGCCCGCGUUCCUGGAGAGCGCGACGGCGGUCCACGCCAGGGCCAGCCACCUCCUCGACGCCGGCAACGGGAAGGGCGACACGCCGCUGCACUGCGCCGCCAGGGCCGGCAUGGUCAGGAUGGUCUCCCAUCUCCUGGACCUGGCGAGGAGGGGCGGCGGCGGCGGCGUCGCGGGCGACGCGGCGGCGAGGGCGUUCGCGAGGAGGCGGAACAGCAAGGGAGAGACAGCGCUCCACGAGGCCGUCCGUCUGGGCAGCAAGGCGAUGGUGGAGGCGCUGAUGUCCGCCGACCCUGAGCUCGCCCGCGUCGUGGCGGCCGACGGCGGCUCGCCGUUGUACCUGGCCGUCUCGCUGGGGCGCCGCGACGACAUUGCACGGCUGCUGCAUGAGCACGACAGGGGGCUCUCGUACGCUGGACCGGACGGGAAUAACGCCUUGCACGCCGCUGUUCAGAAAGGCAAAGGUAAUUAA
This is a messenger RNA of Oryza sativa Japonica Group (Japanese rice), 788 nucleotides long. RefSeq names its product ankyrin repeat-containing protein NPR4. Gene Ontology annotation, molecular function: protein binding. The record is from RefSeq and is a predicted model, not a curated record. Lineage: Eukaryota; Viridiplantae; Streptophyta; Magnoliopsida; Poales; Poaceae.